Siniperca chuatsi (mandarin fish) is the source of this 736-nucleotide messenger RNA. It is a transcript of the gene stmp1, whose product is annotated as short transmembrane mitochondrial protein 1. NCBI's taxonomy places the organism in Eukaryota, Metazoa, Chordata, Actinopteri, Centrarchiformes, Sinipercidae. The record is from RefSeq and is a predicted model, not a curated record. The coding region runs from base 150 to 290 and encodes 46 amino acids. The transcript has 3 exons.
UUCUCGCACAUGCGUAUACAUACUGUUGACGACGGGCUAGCUUCGUUAGCCAAAUAGAUUGGUUGAUUUCCUCCCUGUAACCUUUAAUUUACUGCCUGAAUUUAAGUCAGAAAAUUAGUCUGCUGUUGCCAAUCCUUCCUUAUUCCACCAUGCUACAGUUCCUGGCUGGCUUUACCUUGGGAAAUGUUGUGGGGAUGUACCUGGCUCAAAACUACGAUGUUCCCAACAUAGCCAAGAAAAUCGAUGCCUUUAAGAAAGACGUGGAGGCCAAGAAGAAGCCCCCAGAGUGAGCAAAGCAGGACCAUGUUGAAAGCAAGAACAGAUGGACUCUGGAGAGAAACUAUUUAUUUCACAUGGUUAUGGUAUAUUGAGCGUACAUUUGAUAAAAGGAUUGAUAAUGUAAAAUAUGUAUGAGAAUAUUAACAGUGCCUGGAACCACAUUUGUUUCUUCCCUUACGCAUGUUCUCAUUGUAGCCUAUUUUUAUAAGAUAAAUUGUGCAAAGACUGGAUUUAAAGAAUAUUACAAUGAACUAGUGGGAUCACUUUCAGUCCAGUAUUAUGGCACUGUUGGCUGGCCUGUUGUUUUUUUUUAACUUAUACAUGACGUUCAUUAUCUCCACAUCAGGUGUAUAUAAUGUUCUCCAAAGUGUGCAAUUAUUCUUCAGUUUGUAUUCCACAAAGUUUAAAGAACACAAUUCUGAAUAAUUCAGCUUACAAUAAAGUUGUUGGUAAUGAA